CAGAGUCCGGCAGAUCUCAGGAAUGGAGCUACUGAUGGUCUUUCUCUCCUUCUCAGCCCUUGGUGCCGUAGUGGCAGACAAAGAAUCCUGUGCCGGCCGGUGCGAUGUGGGCUUCCAGCCGAUGAUGAAAUGCCAGUGUGAUGCCGUCUGUGCCUUCUACAGCACCUGCUGCAGGGACUACUACACCGUCUGUGUGAAAACACAUGGAGAUGUCUUUGCCAUUCCUGAGGAAGAUGUUUAUGAUUUUGACACGGAUUACUCCGACUUCCAGACUAACGGCACGGAUGAAGUGUAUCCAGAUAUGAAUCCUAGACUGCAACCAGAUCUGGAACAGGAACCCACCCAUGAACCAGAGCCCACCUAUGAACCACAGCCCACCCAUGAACAGGAACCCACUCAGGAGUGGGGCACAGAACUGGUGCCCACCCACAAUCCUGUGUCUGGCAAUGGCAUGAUGUACUGGCGUUUCAACGAUGGGAUCAUGGAGGACGGCUUUCCCAGGCCAAUCAAGGAUGGCUUCCCAGGAAUUCCGACCCAUCUCGAUGCAGCCCUGGUCAUUGCUGCAUCCGGCAUCCGUGGGAAGGAGCAAGUUUAUUUCUUCAAGGGCAAUCAUUACUGGCAGUAUGUCUUUGAACAUCAGCCCACCCAGGCAGAAUGUGUAGGGAUACCUAUCUUCAUCCCCUUCCAGAGGUACACCUACCUGAUGCCCGACAACUGGGACGACUACCUCUCAAGGCUCUUUAGAUCCAUCUCCAGAGCCCGCACCUCUGGCCCGUUCUCCAUCAGACAACACUGGCACGGGAUCCCUUAUAAAGUGGACUCAGCGAUGAACGGUAAACAUUUCAUGGUGCGCAUGCAGGAGGGGCGUGGCCGGAGGAGAGGCCAGCCCAAGGGUUGGCACAGGACGCACUCGUCCAGCGCGGAGGAUGCCUGCACCCUCGUGCCCAGCCAGAACGUCUACUUCUUUCUCAGAGAGUCCUGUGUCGGACGGUGUGAUCUGGGCUUCCAGAGGAUGAAUAAAUGCCAGUGUCACGCCCUCUGUUCCUUCUACAGCAGCUGCUGCAGGGACUACUACACCGCCUGCGUGAAAGAUGUCCCCCUCUUUCCCGUGGAUGACAUUGAUGAUUAUGACACACGUGAUAUCUACAUCACGGCUAACGACACGGAUGAAAAGUAUCCAGAUAUGUAUCCCAGCCUCGAACCAGAUCUGGAACUGUAUUUGUACCUUGACCCCAGCAUGGAACCAGAGCCCACCCACCAUUGGGAGCCCACUCAUGAACCAGAGCCCACCCACCAUUGGAAACCCACUCAUGAACCAGAGCCCACCCACCAUUGGGAACCCACUCGUGAACCAGAACCCACCCAUGGACCAGAACCCACCCCUGGACCAGAACCCACCCAUCAUUGGGAACCCACUCAUGAACCAGAGCCCACCCACCAUUGGGAGCCCACCCACCAUUGGGAGCCCACCCACCAUUGGGAGCCCACUCAUGAACCAGAGCCCACCCACCAUUGGGAACCCACCCAUGACCCAGAACCCACCCUUGGACCAAAGCCCACCCACCAUUGGGAUCCCACCCAUGACCCAGAACCCACCCACCAUUGGGAACCUACCCAUGACCCAGAACCCACCCACCAUUGGGAACCCACCCAUGGACCAAAGCCCACCCACCAUUGGGAUCCCACCCAUGACCCAGAACCCACCCACCAUUGGGAACCCACCCAUGGACCAAAGCCCACCCACCAUUGGGAACCCACCCAUGGACCAGAACCCACCCACCAUUGGGAACCUACCCAUGACCCAGAACCCACCCACCAUUGGGAACCUACCCAUGACCCAGAACCCACCCACCAUUGGGAACCCACCCAUGGACCAGAGCCCACUCACCAUUGGGAACCCACCCAUGACCCAGAACCCACCCACCAUUGGGAUCCCACUCAUGGACCAGAGCCCACCCACCAUUGGGAACCUACCCCUGACCCAGAACCCACCCACCAUUGGGAACCCACCCAUGACCCAGAACCCACCCACCAUUGGGAACCUACCCAUGACCCAGAGCCCACCCACCAUUGGGAACCUACCCCUGACCCAGAACCCACCCACCAUUGGGAACCCACCCAUGGACCAGAGCCCACCCACCAUUGGGAACCCACCCAUGACCCAGAACCCACCCACCAUUGGGAACCCACCCAUGGACCAGAGCCCACCCACCAUUGGGAACCCACCCAUGACCCAGAACCCACCCACCAUUGGGAACCCACCCAUGGACCAGAGCCCACCCACCAUAGGGAACCCACCCAUGACCCAGAACCCACCCACCAUUGGGAUCCCACCCAUGAACCAGAGCCGAGCCCAGAACCGGUGCCCACCCACGACCCUGUGCCUGGCGACGUGUGUUUCAGUGGAAAGCCCUUCAAUGCAUUCACCGACCUCAAGAAUGGAUCGAUCUUUGCUUUCCAGGGACAAUAUUUUUAUGAACUGGAUAAGAAAGGUGUUGUUGCUGGAUAUCCCAAGCAGAUUCUGGAUGUGUGGGGCGUGCAGGGCCCCAUCGAUGCUGCCUUCACUCGAGUAAACUGCGAGGGAAAAACCUAUCUAUUCAAGGGCAAGAUGUACUGGCGUUUCGAUGACGGGAUCUUGGAGUAUGGUUUUCCCAAGCCAAUCAAGGAUAACUUUCCAGAAAUUCCAACCGAUCUCGAUGCAGCCCUGGCCAUUCCUGCAUCCGGAUUCCGUGGGAAAGAGAGAGUUUAUUUCUUCAAGGGCAAUCAUUACUGGCUGUAUGUCUUUGAACAUCAGCCCACCCAGGAAGAAUGUGCAAGCAUACCCAUCUCCAUCCCCUUCCUAAGGUACACCGACCAGAUGGCUGACAAAUGGGAGGACUUCUCAAAGCGCCUUAGAUUCAUUCCGAAAGCUGGCGCCAAUGGCCCGUUCUCCAUCAGACGCCGCUGGGGUGGGAUCCCCAGUGGAGUGGACGCAGUGAUGAUCGGCAAACUCCAGAUGGUGCCGAAGCAAAAGCAGAAAGGGCGGGGGAGGGGCCGGGGGUGGGGCCGGGGGCGAGGCGAGCACCACCAGAAACAACGGCCCAAGGAUCGGCCCUGGAAGGACUCGUCCAGCGAGGAGGACGAUUCCAACAACUUCAGGCCCCAUCAUAGUAUCUACUUCUUUGUCAGAGAUAAAUAUUACCUCGUCGACCUUGCCUCCAAGCGGGUGGACAUUGCUGGGCCCCGAUCCAUCACCAAGUACUGGUUCAAGUGCGAGGGGCGUCUCGGAGUCAGCAAGCGGCUCCCAGUCAAAAUCAGGGAAGAGGUGGGGAGGGUGCUGAGACAGGGAGGGUCCAUCACCCGCCACCUGACUUGGCUCCAGGGGCAGCUGCUGCAGGAGCACAGGGUCGAAGGGCAGGCCAUGGAAGAAGCAGUGCUCACUGAAAGCGUCGAGGCGGUGCAGGCGGCGCUGGGGGUCGGCACACAGCAGCUGGUGGGGAGAACGGGCUGGAGACAAAGAGGGCCCCACUUCAUAAGGGGCCCACUUGAUAUAGGGGCCCACUUCAUCAGGGGUCCACUUGCCAUCGGGAAAUCUGACAUCCUGGCCAGUCCGCCACUGCACCCUGGGUAUUACACCAGAUCGCUGGCACAUUCUCCUCCCCACCGCCAUUACCUUGCCAGCAAUCAGAAUGUAGAGCAGGAUUCCAAGGGACCACCAGUCAGCCGAGUGAUUCGGCUUCUGGGCGGCCCAGAAUCUGCCAAGGUCCCCAUCAUGGUGGUAGUCGCACUCUGCAAGGAGAACCAGAGCAGUCAGGUCGUCAUUCAGUCAGCCAGCCACCCUGAGAUCCUGAAACCCCAUUCCAGAGUCCAGCAGAGCUCGGCAAUGGAGCUACUGAUGGUCUUUCUCUCCUUCUCGGCCCUUGGUGCCGUAGUGGCAGACGAAGAAUCCUGUGCCGGCCGGUGCAAUGUGGGCUUCCAGCCGAUGGUGAAAUGCCAGUGUGAUGCCGUCUGUGCCUUCUACAGCACCUGCUGCAGGGACUACUACACCGUCUGUGUGAAAACACGUGGAGAUGUCUUUGCCAUUCCCGAGGAAGAUGUUUAUGAUUUUGACACGGAUUACUCCGACUUCCAGACUAACGGCACGGAUGAAGUGUAUCCAGAUAUGAAUCCUAGACUGCAACCAGAUCUGGAACAGGAGCCCACCUAUGAACCAGAGCCCACCUAUGAACCACAGCGCACCCAUGAACAGGAACCCACUCAGGAGUGGAGCCCAGAACUGGUGCCCAUCCAUGAACAGGAACCCACUCAGGAGUGGAGCCCAGAACUGGAGCCCAUCCAUGAACAGGAACCCACUCAGGAGUGGAGCCCAGAACUGGAGCCCAUCCAUGAACAGGAACCCACUCAGGAGUGGAGCCCAGAACUGGAGCCCAUCCAUGAACAGGAACCCACUCAGGAGUGGAGCCCAGAACUGGAGCCCAUCCAUGAACAGGAGCCCACUCAGGAGUGGAGCCCAGAACUGGAGCCCAUCCAUGAACAGGAACCCACUCAGGAGUGGAGCCCAGAACUGGUGCCCAUCCAUGAACAGGAACCCACUCAGGAGUGGAGCCCAGAACUGGUGCUCACCCAUGAACAGGAACCCACUCAGGAGUGGAGCCCAGAACUGGUGCCCACCCAUGAACAGGAGCCCACUCAGGAGUGGAGCACAGAACUGAUGCCCAUCCACGAUCCUGUGCAUGGCAACAUGUGUCUCACUGAUAAGCCUUUCGAUGCAUUCACCGACCUCAAGAAUGGAUCGAUCUUUGCUUUCCAGGGACAAUAUUUUUAUGAACUGGAUAAGAAGGGUGUUGUUGCUGGAUAUCCCAAGCAGAUUCUGGAUGUGUGGGGCGUGCAGGGCCCCAUCGAUGCUGCCUUCACUCGAAUAAACUGCGAGGGAAAGACCUACCUGUUCAAGGGCAUGAUGUACUGGCGUUUCAAUGAUGGGAUAAUGGAGGAAGGCUUUCCCAGGCCAAUCAAGGAUGGCUUCCCAGGAAUUCCGACCCAGCUCGAUGCAGCCCUGGCCAUUCCUGCAUCCGGCAUCCAUGGGAAGGAGCAAGUGUAUUUCUUCAAGGGCAAUCAUUACUGGCAGUAUGUCUUUGAACAUCAGCCCACCCAGGCAGAAUGUGCAGCGAUACCCAUGUCCAUCCCCUUCCAGAGGUACACCUACCUGAUGGCUGACAACUGGGACGACUUCUUCUCAGAGCUCUUUGGAUCCAUCUCAAGUGCCCGCACCUCUGGCCCGUUCUCCAUCAGACAACACUGGCACGGGAUCCCUGGUAAAGUGGACUCAGCAAUGAUCGGCAAACUUUUCAUGGUGCGCAAGCAGAAAGGGCGCGGCCGGAGGAGAGGCCGAAACCACCGGAGACGACAGCCCAAGGGUUGGCACAGGAAGCACUCGUCCAGCGAGGAGGAUGCCUUCACCCUCGUGCCCAGCCAGAGCGUCUACUUCUUUGUCAGAGAUAAAUAUUACCGCGUCGACCUUGACACCAAACGAGUGGCCUUUGCUUGGCCUCGAUAUCCCCGAUCCAUCAACAAGUACUGGUUCAAGUGUGAGAACGAGUGAAAGGAAGCCAGCUCUGGACAGGACCAUCACUGGCAGAGAUGGGCUGCCCGCCGCCAGUCCCCGAUCCUUCGUGCAGGAGGACCACACCACGGGGAACAUAGAUUGAGGAAAUAAAACCAAAAUAAGCUGCC
Amblyraja radiata (thorny skate) is the source of this 5709-nucleotide messenger RNA. RefSeq lists its product as uncharacterized. Lineage: Eukaryota; Metazoa; Chordata; Chondrichthyes; Rajiformes; Rajidae. The transcript has 24 exons. Gene Ontology annotation, molecular function: scavenger receptor activity; extracellular matrix binding; integrin binding. The record is from RefSeq and is a predicted model, not a curated record. The coding region runs from base 23 to 5578 and encodes 1851 amino acids. Gene Ontology annotation, biological process: cell-matrix adhesion; cell adhesion mediated by integrin; immune response.